GCUUCUGUGGCCAUGUGGAGCGGAUGAAGGGGCUGCGUGUUUCUGAACUGAGUUAGUUUUCGUGAAACUGAUGAUCGGAGUGUUUGCUGUGUAAAAUGGGGAAACCUCCGAAGAAGAAGAGCCUUGCUGACAAAGUGCGGAAGACCAAGACGUCCUCCCAGAUCAAGAACAAUGCUUUUGAAGUGAAAAUCAACAGGAAGAAGUUUGAUGUUCUCGGCCGGAAGAGUAAACAUGAUGUGGGGCUGCCUGGCGUGUCCAGAUCCAAAGCCAUCAACAAGCGGAAAGACACCCUCCUGAAGGAGUUCAGGCUAAAGAACAAGGCCAAUAAGUUUGUGGACCGGCGUUUCGGAGAAUAUGACACCAAGAUGGCACCAGAGGACAAGAUCCUGCAGAGGUUUGCCUUGGAGAGACAGCGCACCCAAGCCAAAAAGGACAUCUACAAUCUGAACGAGGAGGAGGAGCUGACCCACUAUGGCCAGUCUCUGGCCGAGAUUGAGAAGCUGACGGACAUGGUGGACAGCGACAGCGACUCUGAUGAGAAGGGCCUGCUUUCCGCUGAACUCACUGCCUCGAACUUCGGAGGAGGAGGAGGCCUCUUGAGGAAGAAGAGGCCUGGAGAGAACGACGAAGAUGAGAGCCAGAAACAUAAAUCGCGACAGGAGCUUAUCGAGGAGCUCAUCCUCAAAUCCAAACAGGAGAAGAGGGAGCGUCAGUCUCAGAAAGAGGAGGCGCAGGAGCUGACGGAGAAACUGGAUCAGGAGUGGAAGUCCAUCCAGAACCUUUUGGUGCACAAAACCCCCAAAGCGGAGCGCAUGGAGGAGCCUGAGAAACCAAAGCUGGAUGAUUACGAUGUGAUGGUUCGAGAGCUCGGGUUCGAGAUGAAGGCUCAGCCAUCUGAGAAGCUGAAGACUCCGGAGGAGCUGGCGAAAGAGGAGAGGGAGCGCCUGCAGAAACUGGAGGCGGACAGGCUGAAGAGAAUGUUGGGAGACGUGGAGGAGAACGCGACUCAAAAGCAAAGCCACCUGUCGGCCGACGACCUGAACGACGGCUUUAUCCUGGACAACGAUGACCGCAAAACCCUCUCGUACAAGGAUGGAAAGUGGAACUCUGAUGGAGGAGAGGAGGAGGGACAAGAGGGUGAGGAAGGGACUGGUGGGGAGGAGGAGGAGGACGAUGAGGAUGGGGAAGACGAUGGCAGUGGUGUUGAUGACGAAGAUGAUGAAGAAGAAGAAGAUGAAGGCGAAGGUGGUCACUCGGACCUGGACUCAGAUCAAGCCAGCGGAGCUGAAGAUGAGGAGGAGGAGGAGAAUGACGAAGGUGAAGAAGAGGCAGCCAAAGCUAAACCGGCUCUGAGUGAGGAAGAGCGAAAAGCCAUGCAGGAGGCAGCCAAGGCAGAACUUCCAUACACCUUCGCAGCUCCUGAGAGCUUCAGUGAUCUAAAGGCGCUGCUGGACGGUCAUUCUGCAGAAAAACAGCGACUCAUAGUGGAGAGAAUACAGAAGUGCAACCACCCGAGUCUGGCUGCGGGCAACAAAGCCAAGUUAGAGAAGUUGUUUGGUUUCCUGUUGGAGUAUGUAGGAGAGUUAGCCAUGCGGACCCCACCAGAGCUGGCCACGGUCAACAUAUUCAUCCCGCAGGUGUAUGCGCUCUGUCAGCUCUUUCCUGCCGCAGCGCAUAAGGUGAUGCAGUCUUUGCUCGGUGACAGCGCUCACAGCAUGGAGGAGAGUAUAGAGGUCAAAGGUCGUGCUGCGUUUCCAGGCUUGGAUAUGAUGAUCUACCUGAAGAUCGUCGCUCUGCUGUUUCCUACCUCGGAUUUCCGCCACCCUGUGACCACCCCUGCCUUCGUCUACAUCAGCCAGGCUCUGACCAAGUGUCCCGUGACGUCUCUGGAGAGCCUGUCAGCGGGGUUGGUGCUCUGCUCUCUUGCUGUGGAGUUCGUGUCGCUCUCUCAACGUUUCGUUCCUGAGCUCAUUAACUUCCUGCUGGGGCUCCUUCACAUGGCUGUGCCAGCCGACACCUGUACAGGUUACUCAGUGGUGCCUCCGUUCAAACAACAGGGAAAAGCCAGCAAGCUGCUGCUGCUGAGUGAUGCUGAAGCUUCAAACAGCUGGAGCAGGAAAGCCAUCCCCUUAACAUCUGUACACAGGGUUACAGCCAGCACUGAUCUGGAGAAAGACCACUACAGGCUCUCUGUACUGCACACUUGCCUGGACCUGGUGAAGAGAUGCACUCUCCUAUACAGACAACUUCCUUCUUAUGUUCAGAUCUUCCAGCCUGUCCGAACCCUUCUGGCCAAACAUCUCCCUGUUCAGAGCUACCCUUCAUCUCUGCAGGAGCUGCACAGAGAAAUACUGGAGGCCAUUCCAGAAACCCCUUCCAAGCAUGCACCUCUGGUGUUUGAGAAGAAGAAGCCCAUCCCCCUGAAACUGCUGGAGCCUAAAAUAGUGCAAGUACUGGACUACGGGAAGAAACGAGGGAACACGAAGGAGGAGAGGGAGCGAGAGAGACUCAAACACAAGUAUAAGAAGGAGUUCAAGGGAGCUCUAAGGGAGCUCAGGAAGGACACACGCUUCCUGGCCCAGGCCAAACUCUCCGACAUCAUGAGCAGGGAUGCUGAGAGGAAGAGGAAGGUGAAGGAGCUUUACGGUAGUCUAGCCACGCAGGAAGGAGAGUGGAAGGCCCUCAGGAUGAAGAAGAGGAAGUGACGACGCCCUGAACGUCCUCACAAAUCGCUGUUGAUCGAGUCCUGAUGGGCCACAGCUGCACGGCUUAGUUUUGUUUAAACUAAUAAUCGAAUCCUGGAAAUAAACGGGAUGUUUUAAAUCAGGAAAAACGGCUACUCGGGCCUCUGGCUCUGAAGGACACACAGGCUGCUGGACUUCAUGGACAGAUGCAGCCAUCAGUUGUGAUUGGUUCUCUCAGUUGCUGUGUCUUGUUUGCAUUUGGCUACAGAGGAUUUAUUUUGUAUUUUGUUGUGCUUAAAACAAAAAUGCAGUGUUUAUAGAUGUCAAAUUUGUUAAUGACCACCUUUUAAGAUAUAAACUAAGACAAUAACUCAAA
Molecule: messenger RNA, 3060 nt
Organism: Pygocentrus nattereri (red-bellied piranha)
Lineage: Eukaryota; Metazoa; Chordata; Actinopteri; Characiformes; Serrasalmidae
Gene: nop14
Product: NOP14 nucleolar protein homolog (yeast)
Exons: 19
Coding region: 96-2705 (869 amino acids)
Biological process (GO): maturation of SSU-rRNA
Cellular component (GO): Noc4p-Nop14p complex; nucleolus; small-subunit processome
Source: RefSeq, a predicted model, not a curated record